This is a messenger RNA of Oncorhynchus tshawytscha (Chinook salmon), 3269 nucleotides long. RefSeq names its product E3 ubiquitin-protein ligase pellino homolog 2. The coding region runs from base 249 to 1547 and encodes 432 amino acids. NCBI's taxonomy places the organism in Eukaryota, Metazoa, Chordata, Actinopteri, Salmoniformes, Salmonidae. The transcript is spliced from 7 exons. Gene Ontology annotation, molecular function: ubiquitin protein ligase activity; protein binding. The record is from RefSeq and is a predicted model, not a curated record. Gene Ontology annotation, biological process: regulation of Toll signaling pathway; protein polyubiquitination.
UGUACUCUGCUACAGAACAGAUUCGUGUCGCGCGGGCCUUUAAUCGAUAGCUUUGCAACAAUCUUUCCAAAAGAUGGUAGCUCACGGAAUUAAAACAAUAAAACGAAGAACAAGAACAAUUGCCUCUAUCCAAACUCGGAUAUACUAAAAUUCAAGUAACUUCCUCAUAGUUUGAAAGGUGUAGCCUAUUUCUUUUUUUCACUACUAUUGCUCUCGAAGGUUUACAAGAGCAAGCUCGCGCCAGUCGGAUGAAUUCGCCAAACCAGGACGAAGAUGAUGUGCCCGUUAAAGACCCGGUAAAAUACGGAGAGUUGGUCAUAUUGGGGUACAAUGGUUCUCUGCCCAGUGGGGACAGGGGGAGGAGGAAGAGCCGCUUCGCUCUGUACCGGAGGACCAAGGCCAACGGAGUCAAACCCAGCACUGUUCACAUCCUCAACACACCACACGACAGCAAGGCAGUCCACAGCAGAGGGCAGCACAGCAUCUCCUUCACUCUGUCCCGCAACCAGACAGUGGUGGUGGAGUACUGCCACGACAACGACACUGACAUGUUCCAGAUUGGGCGCUCCACAGAAAGUCCAAUAGACUUUGUUGUGACGGACACUUCAGGAGAGGGGAAGGAGGGUGAGGACCCCUCGGUGGCCCCCAGCACCAUCUCCCGCUUCGCCUGCAGGGUGGUGUGUGAACGCAAUCCCCCCUACACCGCACGCAUCUAUGCCGCUGGCUUCGACUCCUCCAAAAACAUCUUCCUAGGGGAGAAAGCCACUAAGUGGAAGAACCCGGAUGGCCACAUGGAUGGUUUGACCACCAACGGGGUGCUGGUGAUGCACCCUGAGGGCUUCCCUGAGGACAGCAGACAGGGUCUAUGGAGGGAGAUCUCUGUAUGUGGGGACGUCUACGCCCUCCGAGAGACACGCUCCGGACCCAGCCGAGGAAAACUGGCGGAGGGAGAAAGCAGUGCCCUUCGUGAUGGUUCUCUGGUGGACCUGUGUGGAGCCACUCUGCUGUGGCGUACUGGAGAGGGCCUGCUCCGCGCUCCCACCCUCCGCCACCUGGAGGCACUGCGACAGGAGCUCAACGCUGCCCGGCCACAGUGUCCUGUAGGCCUCAGUACCCUGGCCUUCCCCAGCUUGCCACGCAGCCAUAGUCUGGAGGCGCGCCAGCCCUGGGUCUACCUCACCUGUGGACAUGUGCAUGGCCACCAUGACUGGGGCCAGCGUCCGGAGCGCCGGGAGGAGGGAGGAGAAGAGGGGGAGGAAGGGAUCACAACAGUCCGCCGGGAGUGCCCUCUAUGCAGGAGCGUGGGGCCCUACGUGCCCCUGUGGCUGGGGUGUGAGCCCGCCGUGUACGUGGAUGCUGGAGCUCCCACAUAUGCGUUUGUACCCUGCGGCCACGUUUGUUCGGAGAGGACAGCCAAGUAUUGGGCGGAUACCCCACUGCCUCAUGGGACACACGCCUUCCGGCCCACCUGUCCCUUCUGCUCUGCUCCUCUCAGCAGCACCCCACAGGGCUGGACACGCCUCAUCUUCCAGGGCCCUAUCGACUAGCUCGGGCCCCCGGGAAUGGAGACCACAACUACUACGCAAGCGUGGAACCAACCAUGUCACUAAGCCAAGGGCCCAAUCCUAACUUGAGAUAAUAGUGCGGAACUAACGUGAAUAUUUCUUCCAUUUACACUGCAUCCUUGAUGUAUGAUUUUAGACAAGUGCGUGUCACUUAAACAUCUUUGAAAAUCAUGCGUUGAUGUCAGUUUUGGAUCUGUGUGGAAGUUUAAGUUAGACUCAUGUUUCUCUCAAGGUAAGAUUUUGUCCAUAACAGAACCUCACUUCAAAAGCAAUAAGAACUCCACUAUAGCAAAGCAUUACACUCAUAGAUAAGCUAGUUGUUCUGUUAGUCAUCCAUGUUUCCAGUUGUCUCUUCAGACAUGGCUGAAUGUUGUCUGCAGCUCAAGGGCUAAACCUGGGGUAUGUUGAAGUCACUGGAUGUUCAUAUUUAAUGGUUUCCUGAAAAUAAUGGUUAAUGGUUUCCCUCUCAGCCUAAUUUUGAACCAACAAUGUAAUGAUGCUUCCAAAGUUUUUCAUUGAAUAUUCCAUUUGACAAAAUUUGAAUUUUUCUGAAAACAAAACAUUGUAAUAUUGCGAAGCGGUUCGCAAUUACCAAUAACUUACUCUAUAGUAGCAAAGAUAAGUGAUGUUUGUGAACAUUCUGCAGUUUGACCACACCUCAGGUUGGGAACCAGUCAGACAGACAAGGUCUUUGCCAUGUGACAAUAUAGCAGAAAGAUCAAAGGCUGUGACCGAAGGUAACCUCAUAAGACAACAGUUUUUCAAUUCAAAUGUAACUAUUUUAUUAAAAUUGGGGAUGUUUGGGAUGUUUGGGAUGGGUUAGGAUUUUAUUUAGAUGUUAAGAUACAACUAUUUUUUUAUCUUGAGUAUUGUUUUUAGUUAAAUGUGAUUUGUAAAUGUAAGCGUUUUCUAUAUGUGUAUGAUUAUUAUUAUAAUUAUGUGUGUUCGAUGAAACUGGGAGAGCUUGUGAGUGUGAGAAAAUUGCCAACACUGUGUCACACAACCAUAAAAAAUUGCCCAGACAAUGAAUGUAGCCAAAUACUCAGGCUAUACUAGCUUAGCCUUCCAAUGUGCUCGUAUUGAAUUGUUCUAUAUUAUGCUACUAUUUUUUUAUCUAAACAUCGUGAUAUAGCUGGAACAUUUCAAAUUGCUUCAAGAAGAUGAACCCGUUAAAUAACAUACCUACACUACUUCUCGUUUAUCUUGCAUGAACACACACACACACACACACACACACACAUCUUGCACUGUGGAUUGCCAAACCUUGCAUUUAUGCUAAAUUGUACACAGUGUUACAUGUUAAUUAUACACGGUACUAAAUGCCUCAACUGAAUAGAAAUGCUGGCGAAGUGAGCAGUCCAACAGAAAUCUAUAAUUUAAACAUGUUCUUUCCCAUAUAAGAAAUGUACACGCCUACUCAGCUGCUAUUCAGGGACAGAGAACAUGCAGCAGAACCGACAUGAUGUAGUUAUCUAGAAUAGAGAUAAUCGUGUCAGCUCUAUAUUACCUUUCUAUGAUGUAUUAAAUUUUUCAGGUUUACAGCCGUCAGUCCUCCGCACACUACCAUGCUGUAUUUGACAUGCACUAUAUAUACAAAAGUAUGUGGAAACACCUUGAAAUUAGUGGAUUUGGGGGCCGCUGAAGUGCGUAAAAAUCAACUGUCCUCGGUUGCAACACUCACUACCGAUUGCCAAACUGCCUCUG